This is a messenger RNA of Penicillium coprophilum, 3960 nucleotides long. RefSeq names its product putative ABC multidrug transporter. Gene Ontology annotation, molecular function: ATP binding; ATP hydrolysis activity; ABC-type transporter activity. Gene Ontology annotation, cellular component: membrane. The record is from RefSeq and is a predicted model, not a curated record. Gene Ontology annotation, biological process: transmembrane transport. The transcript is spliced from 12 exons. The coding region runs from base 1 to 3960 and encodes 1319 amino acids. NCBI's taxonomy places the organism in Eukaryota, Fungi, Ascomycota, Eurotiomycetes, Eurotiales, Aspergillaceae.
AUGGAUACUCCAUCCUCCGGCACAGCGACACCCGUCGACCUGGAACACGGCGACAGCCAUAUUCGCAAACGACUCACAGUCACCUUCCGCGAUCUGAACGUUCGAGUCACUGCACCAGAUGCCGCUUUAGGAAGCACUUUAUGGUCAGAGGUGGACCCACGACAGGUUGGGACAAUUCUGAAGGAUGUUGCAGGUCAAGUCAAGCCUGGGGAAAUGCUUCUUGUGCUGGGACGCCCAGGCUCCGGAUGCACUUCCCUCCUUCGAGUGCUCUCCAAUGAUCGGGAUAGCUUCGACGAAGUCACCGGUGAAACUAAUUAUGGAAGCAUGGAUCAUAUAGCUGCGAAGAGCUUCCGCCAGCAGAUUAUGUUCAACAACGAAGACGACCUUCACUUCCCAACUCUGACCGUCAAUCGUACAAUGAAAUUUGCCCUUCGAAAUAAAAUUCCCAACGAGCGCCCAGAGCAUUUGAGAAACCGCAAAGACUUUGUGCAAAACCAGCGUGACGAUAUCCUAGAGUCACUUGGAAUUGGACACACAAAGAAAAACCUGGUAGGAAACGAGUACAUCCGAGGUGUAUCCGGAGGAGAGCGUAAACGCGUCUCUCUUGCCGAGGUUCUGGCUGGGCAAAGUCCAGUCCAAAUGUGGGACAAUCCGACCCGGGGGUUGGACUCAAAAUCGGCGGUGGAAUUUGCUCGCAUGCUCCGACGGGAAGCGGAUCGAAAUGACAAGACGAUUAUUACCACUACAUACCAAGCCGGCAAUGGUAUUUACGACCAGUUCGAUAAGGUCCUUGUUCUGGCUGAAGGUCAUGUCACUUACUAUGGUCCUCGUCGUAUGGCAAGGAAAUACUUUGAAGACCUUGGGUUCAUCUGUCCUAAGGGUGCCAAUGUCGCGGACUUCCUCACCUCAGUCACUGUUGUUACUGAACGCACAAUCCGACCCGGCUGGGAAGAGAAGGUGCCCAAUACACCCGAGGACUUCGAAAGCUGCUAUCAAAACAGUUCUAUCUGCAAAGAUCAAAUGGCCUCCAUUGUGGACCCUGAGAAGUUGAGCUACGAAGCUGAAGACCUUAAGCUUGCAGUAUCCAGUGAAAAGCGGAAGCAGCAUCUUCCUCGAAAUAGCAGUGUUUAUACGGCGAAUCUGUGGGAUCAGAUUGCCGCUUGUGCCCUGCGCCAGUUUCAGGUUAUCUGGGGCGAUAAGCUCUCGCUAUUUGUGAAGGUUGGGUCCGCUAUAAUCCAGGCCCUGGUCUGUGGAAGCUUGUUCUAUGACCUGCCGGAGGAUUCGAGCUCAAUCUUCUUGCGCCCUGGUGUUUGCUUUUUCCCUGUGUUAUAUUUCCUUCUUGAAAGUCUGUCUGAGACAACUGCAUCUUUCAUGGGCCGGCCAAUUCUUUCUCGUCAGAAGCGAUUCGGAUUCUACCGCCCUACGGCCUUCGCCAUUGCCAACGCUAUGACCGAUAUACCAGUUGUGAUGUUCCAGGUGACCUGCUUCUCGCUCAUUCUUUACUUCAUGUCUGCUCUUCAAAUGGACGCAGGAAAGUUCUUCACAUUUUGGAUCGUCGUUAUUGUGCAGACGUUGUGUUUUGUACAAAUAUUCCGAGCUAUCGGUGCCGUGUGCAAACAGUUUGGAAAUGCGUCCAAAAUAUCCGGUUUGCUUUCCACCGUCUUCUUUGUCUAUGGAGGAUAUAUUAUACCAUUCGAAAAGAUGCAUGUGUGGUUUCGAUGGAUCUUUUACCUCAACCCCGGAGCAUAUGCCUUCGAAGCACUUAUGGCCAAUGAAUUUGUUGGACGCAAAUUUACAUGCAUAGAGCCAGACUAUCUUCCGUACGGCAGUGGAUACUCCGACUCAGCGUCUGCCCACCGUGGAUGUUCUGUCCUUGGAAGCGACGAUGAAGGCAUCAUUGAUGGAGAAAAAUACAUCCGAGAGCAAUUCAAUUAUUCAGUCCACCACAUCUGGAGGAGUUUUGGUAUCCUCGUUGGAUUUUGGAUUUUCUUUAUCUUUGUGACUUCUAUCGGGCUUGAAUUCAGGAACAGCCAAAGUGGUUCAUCUGUUCUGCUUUACAGGCGUGGCAGCGAGAAAUCCCACGGAAAGGAAGGAGGACAGAAGUCGGAAUCUCCAAAACAGGCAGAUUCUGGCGCACUUUUGGGCUCGGUCAAGCAAUCAACUUUUACAUGGAAAGAUCUCGACUAUCAUGUCCCAUUCCACGGCGAGAAGAAACAGCUUUUGAACAAGGUGUUUGGAUUUGUUCAACCUGGAAACUUGGUUGCUCUUAUGGGAGCUUCUGGAGCUGGAAAAACGACAUUAUUGGAUGUGCUUGCCCAGCGCAAGGAUAGCGGAGAGAUCUAUGGAUCAGUUUUAAUUGACGGUCACCCCGUUGGAAUUAGCUUCCAGCGCACUACGGGCUACUGUGAACAGAUGGACGUGCAUCUCGAGACAGCCACCGUCAAGGAGGCAUUAGAAUUUUCGGCCGUUCUUCGCCAACCCUCAACGGUUUCACAUGAAGAAAAAAUCGCUUAUGUUGAGCAUAUAAUCGACCUUUUGGAGUUGGGUGAUAUCAGCGAAGCACUCAUUGGAGUGCCUGGAGCUGGACUCAGCAUUGAACAGCGCAAACGCGUGACCCUCGGCGUUGAGCUUGUUGCUAAGCCCACAUUGCUGUUUUUGGAUGAACCUACCUCCGGUCUUGAUGGACAAAGUGCGUUCAACAUUGUGCGCUUCCUUCGAAAACUCGUUGAUGGCGGCCAAGCCGUCUGGCAAAGACUCGACCAAAAUUUUGGACUACUUCAAUCGGAACGGAGCGCCAUGCCCCCCGAUGCAAACCCAGCAGAGCAUAUUAUUGAUGUUGUUCAAGGAGGCGGUACUACAGACAAAAAGGAUUGGGUCGAAAUCUGGAACCAGUCAGAAGAGCGCAAGCAAGCACUCUCCCAGCUUGAUGCACUUAACGAGUCUAGCAAAAAUGAUUCAGAGUAUGUUGAAGAUACUGCUGACUAUGCGACCUCGCACUGGUUCCAAUUCAAGAUGGUCUCUAAGCGUCUCAGCAUUCAUAUCUGGCGCUCACCAGACUAUAUGUGGAACAAGAUCAUUCUCCAUAUUUUCGCGGCCCUUUUCAGUGGUUUCACCUUCUGGAAGAUUGGAAAUGGCACUUUCGACCUUCAAUUGAGACUAUUUGCGAUUUUCAAUUUCAUCUUCGUCGCUCCGGGCUGCAUCAACCAGAUGCAGCCAUUUUUCCUGCACAGCCGUGAUAUUUUUGAGACUCGAGAGAAGAAGUCCAAAACCUAUCAUUGGAGCGCCUUCAUUGGAGCGCAGACUCUGACUGAAAUCCCAUAUCUCAUCAUUUGCGCCACGCUUUACUUUGCAUGCUGGUACUUCACAGCAGGUCUUCCAUUGGAGGCCAGUGUUUCUGGGCACGUGUAUCUUCAGAUGAUUUUCUAUGAGCUACUAUACACUUCCAUUGGACAGGCAAUUGCGGCGUACGCACCGAACGAGUAUUUUGCAGCUGUGAUGAACCCCGUUUUGAUCGGUGCCGGCCUGAUCAGUUUCUGUGGUGUGGUGGUUCCAUAUUCCCUCAUGCAACCAUUUUGGCGAUACUGGAUCUAUUACCUCGACCCUUUCAACUACUUGGUUGGAGGGUUGUUUGGCGAAGUGGUCUGGGAUAUCAAGGUCGAAUGUGAACCAUCGGAAUUUGUACAGUUCUCUGCGCCGUCUGGCCAGACCUGCGGCCAGUACAUGACCGAUUUCCUCGCCGCGCAGACGGGUUACCUAGCUGAUGGAAACUCGACUGGGACAUGUCUAUUCUGUCCGUACUCUGAAGGUUCUGAUUACGCGAAAACAUUCAAUCUUCAAGAGAAAUACUAUUCGUGGAGAGAUACGGGUAUUACUGCCCUUUUCUGCAUCUCGUCAUACGCCUUGGUCUUCUUUAUGAUGAAACUCCGGAGCAAGAAGACGAAAAGUGCCCGUUCUGAAUGA